Messenger RNA from Aureobasidium namibiae CBS 147.97, 210 nucleotides. RefSeq lists its product as uncharacterized. The record is from RefSeq and is a predicted model, not a curated record. Lineage: Eukaryota; Fungi; Ascomycota; Dothideomycetes; Dothideales; Saccotheciaceae. Bases 1 to 210 code for a protein of 69 amino acids. The transcript has a single exon.
AUGUGCACCCAAUACUACCGCCGCUACACCUGCGACGACAAACGCAAAGAAGAUUUCCGCCAAUGCGAAAAACGCCGCGGCACAAAUGUACGCUGCAGUCCCAUCGAGGAAAAAUCCUACGAGAACUCUGCACACUACUGUAUCGAUCAUAUGGUUUCGUCGGAGGUGCACGAUAAGAUGAAGAGGGUUCCUACCAAGAAGGAGAAAUAG